This is a messenger RNA of Fusarium verticillioides 7600, 477 nucleotides long. RefSeq lists its product as hypothetical. NCBI's taxonomy places the organism in Eukaryota, Fungi, Ascomycota, Sordariomycetes, Hypocreales, Nectriaceae. The record is from RefSeq and is a predicted model, not a curated record. Bases 1 to 477 code for a protein of 158 amino acids. The transcript has a single exon.
AUGAUCUUCUACGACAGCAUGCCCGAGUUUGACCUGCACAAGCCAGUCACCACCAUAAACUCAGUCGAGAUGCUUAUCCCAGUGCAGCGGACGGGAUUACCCGUGGUUCUGAGCCUGGUCUUGGUUCACCUACUGCUACUCUGUAGCACAAUGGUGCUGUUUCACCUCAAGACGAGGGCUUCUGAUCUGGGCAACGCUUGGCAAGCCAUUGCCCAGAUUAUAUCAGCUGAAACGCGUGCGGUUGUGGAGGAGGCGGGUAUGGUGAGGGAUAAAGACGUUGAGGCUUGGCUAGGUCGUCGGGUGUUUCUAGAUGGUUGUAUGCUGUAUCAACGCCAGAUAUUAGGAGCAGAACGGCGAUUAUGGAACAAAAGAUGUGAUCGACAUAGGAAGGUUUCAAGUGCUUUGGACUCAGCUAUCUUCCUUCAAGUAAAAUUGUGGACCUAUUAUUCUGGACGAUGUAUAUCACUUACUCUGUAA